GGGGGAAAAGCCGACAGCUGUCGUGACGGAAUUUCGUUGGUCUAUCUCGACGGCAAAAAACGUCUCGAUUAUAUCCAGUAGCUAUUAUACACGUCAAUGAUGGAUAGUGUUAGUUGGCGCGUAGUUUACAUACGAGCGUAGAUGCGUAGUGUUUGAUUGUGACAGAGGCAGAGCGAGAACCCAAAAUGGCAGACGACAAAAACGACGACACGCUGGAGCGGGAUUCGGAAAGUAAAUUGGAUCCGGCGGAGGAGAGAUCGCGGUAUUUUAAAAAAUUGGAGAAAUGGCUCCAGGAGGCGUACGCUUGGCAAAGUGUUGCAGCGAUGUUUCCCUAUUACGUGAUGUCAGGACACAUGGCGAAUCCGACACCCGCAUCAACAGCCUUUCAACCAAAUCAAGUACCAACAGCUUCGAAUAGAUCAGGAGUGACAAUUGGAAACACAGACAGACAGAACGAGGAAGUGAGACAAAGAAGGCCUCAGGAACAAGCAGCAGGUCCUUUCCAACCCCCUGGAGCUGAAGGUUACGAAUAUCGCAUUCCUCCGAUUUGGAAAAGGUUCGCCGCGGAAUUUAUAGACUCAACGAUGCUAUUUCUUUUGAAGUUCUCUAUCACCUUUAUCGCAAUCGACGUAUUCGAUUUUAUAGAAAUAGAAGACUUGGAUUUGUUGCAAACAAAUUUGCGUAUCGAUUACAAAAUGGCUUUGGAAAUGACUUAUGGAAUUCUGAUCUUGGAAGUGAUUCAUCGCGUGAUAGUUUGUAUCUUUGAGGCCUUUUGGCUUCAACACGGUGUGUACGGUUUUAUCGGAGGCGCUACUCCUGGCAAGUACAUGAUGGGCUUGCGGGUGGUUCAGUGCCGAAGUAUAACUCCUGUGGAACGUCCAAACGAGCCGGACGUGGUCCUGGUGAGUCCCGGGACCGAUCUGGGUUUGCCGUUGGCAUUGGGUCGAUCGGUGGUAAAAAACUUCGUGUUGGCGUUUCUGUUCCCGAUCUGCUUUUCCUUGUUCUUCUUCAGAUUUAACAGAACCGGCUACGAUCUAAUUUGCAAUUCCAUCGUUGUGGAGGAUCCUUAUAGAAAUUCGAACAACAAUCGGAUACACCAACAGUAGCCCGUCUGAGAGAGAGGGAAAAGGGAUGCUGCAUGGAAUUCUGUGAUGUGUACAUAUAUAACGGCUGUCUGUGCUUCUUGUACUAAUGUAUGCGUGCGGGAUUAUGCGUGUGUAUAUGGCGUGUAUAUAAGUGUAAAAAAUAAAAAUUAUUAUUAUUGCGGCGAGAAGCUAUUCCAGAAAUUUCUUUUGUAUUUAGAGAGAUGGAAUUAUUUACAUAUAAUUACUAACAUUUUUUAUAGAAUUCGAUCUUUAAUUAAAUUUUGACAAUUUUUAUUUCA
Molecule: messenger RNA, 1384 nt
Organism: Cataglyphis hispanica
Lineage: Eukaryota; Metazoa; Arthropoda; Insecta; Hymenoptera; Formicidae
Product: protein FAM8A1
Exons: 6
Coding region: 186-1106 (306 amino acids)
Source: RefSeq, a predicted model, not a curated record